AUGUUUUUUCGUUUAAUUCAUUCAUUUGAUAAGACAAUAAAAUUUAGUAGUCUAAUUUCUCAAUCAUCAAUAAAAUUUCAAUCAUUAUCAACAAGACAUCCAUUAAAAUGUUCUUAUAGUAAACAAAUAUCAUUAUCACAUGAUAUAUCAUCAAAAUCAUCAUUACCAAUGAAAUUACCUGUAUUAAAACGUGUACCAAGAAAAAAACCAACAUGGAGAGAAACAAAUCUAUUAAAUCAUCGUGAAGAACAAUAUUAUAAUGUUAUUGCUUAUGCUACUGCUGAUUGGUAUGAUUUAGAUCGUUUAAAACAACGUUUUAUUUCAUUAUCAAAACGAUUUCAAUUAAUAUCAAUAUCUAAUAUAAUAGAUAUUUUAUGUAUACAAAUAGAAUGUGAAACAAAAGAAAAAAGUCAAGCAUUUAUAUUUGAUGAUGGUGCUGUAAUUUUUUGGAAUGUUAAAAAUGAUGAUGAAAAAUUUAUUUUAAAUGAAGUAAAUUUUUUUUGUUGUUUUAGUGAUAAUCAAUAUCCACAAGAUUUAAUUAAUAAUGAAAAAGAAAUUAUGAAUUUUAUUCAAGUUUCAACAGUAAGUACACUUAAUAAUGAUAUUAUUAAAUUAAAUCGUCAAUCUGAAAAUGAACAAUUACUUGAUAAAUAUACAUUUUCAAAUGCACUUGCACUUUCAGUUAAAUUAGGAAUUUGGGAAGGUUUACUUGAUAAUGAAGCUAAAUUUGUUCAUGAUUUAGCAAAUCGUUUAAAACAAGAAAAACAUAUUAAAAUAGCACAUGGUUUAAUGCAACGUAAAAGUGGUGAACUUUAUUCACUUAAACAUGCUGUUAAUCUAAGUCAUGACUUUCUUGAUACACCUGAUUUCUAUUGGUCAAAUAGUCGAUUAGAAAAUCUUUAUAAAAAAGUUUUUAAUUAUUUUACAAUUGCUAAACGAACAAAAGUUUUAAAUGAACGUUUAAAUUUUUCACUUGAACUUAUAUCAGUUAUUCAAGCAAGUUUAAAUGAAAAAAAACAUGUACGUCUUGAAUGGAUUAUAAUCAUAUUAAUAUUUGUUGAAGUUUUUUUCAAUAUAAUUGAUCAUAUAGAUUUUUCUACAUGGAAAUUUUCUUCAAAACAUUCAAAAUUUUCCGAUGAUUGA
Molecule: messenger RNA, 1143 nt
Organism: Rotaria sp. Silwood1
Lineage: Eukaryota; Metazoa; Rotifera; Eurotatoria; Philodinida; Philodinidae
Source: the annotation of a GenBank genome assembly